Sphaeroforma arctica JP610 is the source of this 1518-nucleotide messenger RNA. RefSeq lists its product as hypothetical. The transcript has a single exon. The coding region runs from base 1 to 1518 and encodes 505 amino acids. The record is from RefSeq and is a predicted model, not a curated record. Lineage: Eukaryota; Ichthyosporea; Ichthyophonida.
AUGACUGCCCCUACACUAUUUGGCUUAUCACACGAUUGUCUCCGACGCAUUCUUGGUUUUCUUAAUCCUCCGAGUGCGCUGGAACUGUGCGUAGCGUACGGACGACCCGAAAUGAUGGAUUGGUUUUACGAAGACGGAGGAGUGUACACAUACGACGGGACAGAUCAUUUUCUACCCACUAGACAUAUUAAACAUUUGCGCUAUACUGACGUAUCACCGAACGUCGACGAAUUGGCUGCAUACACCGGCUUGCACACCCUUGACCUGUCGGAUAGCAAGAUAACGAACGUUGACGCACUAGUUGCAUGUACCAGCCUGCACUUACUUGACCUGGGUAGAUCCAGGGUAACAAACGUUGACGCACUGGCCGCGUGCACUAGCUUGCACACCCUAGUCCUGACCGGUACUGGAGUAACGAACGUUGACGCCCUGGCCUCGAGUACUAGCUUGCACAUACUUGACCUGAGUAGAUCCAGGGUAACAAACGUUGACGCCCUAGCCGCGUGCACUAGCUUGCACACACUCUUCCUGUGCUCGACCUAUAUGACAAACGUCGACGCCCUAGCUGCGUGUACCAGCCUUCACACACUUUACUUGAACAAAACUGAGGUAACAAAUGUGGACACCCUAGCCGCAAGCACUAGCUUCCACACACUUCACUUGCACUCAACCAUGGUAACGAACGUGGACGUCCUGGCCGCGUGCACUAGCUUGCACUCCCUCGACCUGUCCGGUACUGAAGUAACAAACGUCGACGCCCUGGCUGCGUGUACCAGCCUUCACACACUCAUCUUGCAUAUGACCAACGUGACAAACGUCGACGCCCUGGCUGCGUGUACCAGCCUUCACAUACUCAUCCUGCAUAUGACCAAGGUGACAAACGUCGACGCCCUAGCUGCGUGUACCAGCCUUCACACACUUUCCCUGAGUACCCGGGUAACAAAUGUAGACGCACUAGUUGCGUGCACUAGCUUACACACCCUCGACCUGUACGGGACCGCGGUGACAAACGUCGACGCCCUGGUAGCGUGCACUAGCUUGCACACACUUAACUUGCACUCAACCAUGGUAACAAACGUCGACGCCCUGGCCGCGUGCACUAGCUUGCACUCCCUCGACCUGUCCGGUACUGAAGUAACAAACGUCGACGCCCUGGUAGCGUGCACUAGCUUGCGCAAACUUAACUUGCACUCGACCAGGGUAACAAACGUCGACGCUCUGGCCGCCAGCACCAGCUUGCGCAAACUCAACCUGUACUGGACCAGGGUAGCAAACGUUGACGCCCUGGCUGCGUGCACUAGAUUGCACAAACUCAACUUGCAAUCGACCGGGGUAACAAACGUCGACGCCCUGGCCGCCAGCACCAGCUUGCGCACACUCGACCUACGCUCGACCAAGGUGACAAACGUUGACGCCCUAGCUGCGUGCACCAGCCUGCGCACACUCUACCUACACUCGACCAAGGUGACAAACGUUGACACCCUAGCCGCGUGCACUAGCUUGCUCAUACUUAGGUAG